UUUGGUUUGGUUUAUUUCUCAUAUAUAUGCAAGUAUAUAAUUAAAUGAGUUAGAUUGUAAUUUGACUGUGGACUAAUGAAUGCAUGAUCUAAUUUCCACACUUACCUAAAUUGCUUAUCUUCAAUUCUUUCCUAAUAACUAGUUGAAAUCUGUUUCUAUAUCUCUCCAUUUCAACAUCUUGUUUUAGGUACAAAGAACUCUAGAGAUGGACUUAUCAUAUCAAGAAAAAAAUAUCAAUGUGGAAAGUAAAUUUGCUCGUGAAAAUCCGAGAAAUUCUGAGAAAGUAACAAACGGCCAAAGUUGCACUAUCUCUUCGGAUAUUGUUUCUCCUCCAUGUUCAAAUUCAAAUCCCAUGAGCGAUCACGGACAUCCCGCCACACCCAUUCGUGAAGCCGUCUCUCAAAAUCCGAUGAAGGAAAUCUCAAUCGAUGAUUCAUAUCUUCCACCACAUCCUCAGCUACCGAAACUUGAGCCGCCACGUGGCCGUCGUGUCUCUUUAGAAGAAUUGUUGCAUCCACCGGAGAAAUUCACCGCCGAUCUGAUGAAAUUCGUACGUCAAAGCGGGAACGCGAUUUCGAAACGCAUCUCGGUUUUGCUAGAGAACGACGACGACUCCGACUCGAAGAAGACGAUCGAUGAUGACGUGACCGAGUUCAAAAUCUCUGGAGUCAAAGUUCUCGUGAAGAUGAAAACCGAAGAAGAAAUCAGAGGUCGUAUAACUUUCUUCUCCAGAUCUAAUUGCCGAGAUUCAACCGCCGUCAGAUUGUUUCUCCGGGAACAAGGCUUCGAUUUCUCGGAGAUCAACAUCGAUGUGUAUACGGCAAGAGAGAAAGAGCUGAUCGAAAGAACAGGGAGUUCUCAAGUUCCUCAGAUAUUCUUCAACGAGAAACACUUCGGAGGAUUAAUGGCGCUGAAUUCUCUGAGAAACAGUGGUGAAUUUGAUCUGAGGGUUAAGGAGUUUUUGAAGGAGAAGUGUUGCGGCGAUGCACCGGCGCCGGUGAUGUAUGGAUUCGACGAAGAGAGUAAUAAGGAUGUUGUUGUUGUUGAUGAGAUUUUGAGAUUCGUUAGGGUUUUGAGACAGAAGCUACCGAUUAAGGAUCGUUUGUUGAAGAUGAAGAUCGUUAAGAACUGUUUCUCCGGCGCCGAGAUGAUCGAGAUUCUCAUUGAUUACUUGGAUUGCGGGAGGAACAAGGCUGUUGAAGUUGGCAUGAGGCUAGCCAAAAAACACUUUAUCCACCAUGUCUUUGGAGAGAACGAGUUUGAAGAUGGAAAUCAUUACUACCGUUUCCUAGAGCACGAACCGUUUAUUUCAAAAUGUUACAAUUUUAGAGGUUCUACCAACGACAUGGAGCCCCAAAAUGCAGGCAUCGUUGGGCAGAAGCUUUUCAAAAUCAUGACUGCUAUUCUUGAGUCUUAUUCUUCCAAUGACCGUUCUUGUGUUGAUUACCUGAGAAUCAGCCAGAGCGAAGAAUUCCGAAGGUACUUGAAUUUGGCUCAAGACCUUCACCGUUUGAAUAUUGUGGAACUCUCAACGGAAGAGAAGUUAGCAUUUUUCUUGAACUUGUACAACGCAAUGGUGAUUCAUGCUUUGAUCAGAAUCGGACGUCCUGAGGGAGUGAUCGCAAGAAGGUCAUUUUUUACAGAUUUUCAGUACGUCGUAGGAGGCUACUCUUAUUCACUUAGCUCCAUCCGAAAUGACAUCCUUCGACGCGGUCGCAGACCCUCUUAUCCCUUUAUUAUUCCGUUUAUUAACGACAAUGCACGACAUAAGUGUCAGCUUGGACUUCAAAAACUGAAUCCAUUAGUACAUUUUGGCUUAUGCGAUGGGACCAAAUCAAGUCCAGUGGUGAGGUUUUUCACACCGCAAGGAGUUGAAGCUGAACUCAAACGAGCAGCUAGAGAGUUUUUUCAAAAUGGUGGAAUUGAGGUUGUCUUGGACAAGAGGACCAUACAUCUAUCAAAAAUCAUCAAGUGGUACAAAGAGGAUUUCAGUGAAGAGAAGAAAAUGUUGAAGUGGAUAAUGAGUUAUAUAGAUGCAAACGAUGCAGGUCUUUUAACCCAUCUUCUUGGUGAUGGAGGAGGUUCUUUUAACAUCGUUUACCAAGAUUAUGAUUGGUCUAUCAACAAUUGAUAUUUAGCUUCUUUUUGUGGAUAUUGAAAUUAAACAAUUUGUCCAUAAAUUUUAUAUUAAAAGUAAUCUAUUUUUUAUUCAUGAAUCAAUGGUAAGUACUAUCUGGAUCCCGGAUUUUGGCUCUUUACUCUUUAAGAAUCAAAGACAAUAGAUGAUGAAAGAAAACUUAAUUUACUACCAUUCACAAUCUUAAAAACAACCAAGGAAAAAAAAAAACUUAAUCAUUGAACAAAAAACAAUUCGGAUAAUGUCUUAUGAAUUAUCAUGCAUCUAUUAUCUAUAUAUGGACUAAUAUAGGUCACUUUUAUUCUUACGUGGUUGAAGUAGAAGCCUCUUCUUUUUGGAAAAAUGAGUAGAAGCUUUUUAUUUUAUCAUAACAUCAUCGUC
This is a messenger RNA of Arabidopsis lyrata subsp. lyrata, 2518 nucleotides long. RefSeq lists its product as uncharacterized. Lineage: Eukaryota; Viridiplantae; Streptophyta; Magnoliopsida; Brassicales; Brassicaceae. Gene Ontology annotation, biological process: intracellular signal transduction. The transcript has 6 exons. The record is from RefSeq and is a predicted model, not a curated record. Bases 206 to 2131 code for a protein of 641 amino acids.